CACACACACGCACGUCCACACACACACACACACACACACACUAGCAUGGAUUCGAGGACUUAGCUGCUCUGAUUUUCUGCAAAAGACUUUAUAAACUUUAACAUAUAUACAGCCUUAUCACUUCCAUCAUCACCACCACCACCAUCAUCAGGGCAGGAAGUUGUCAUGGAUCCUGGAGACUGGAUUCCUGAUGAUGUCGCCCAGUGGCUGGAUCAGAUCGGAAUUCACCAGCACCAGCAGUCUCUGGACCUGCUGUAUGGUGAAGUUGCUCAGCUGUUUGGUGUGUGCCCGUACCCAACAGCGCCCCCUGCCUUGGGCGCCAGUAUGCGCAGCUCGGAGGACGGCGUCUCAGGAACCGUUCUCCAGCGGCUGAUGCAGGAACAUCUACGCUACGGGACUGGAGGGACCGUGGGAGGCUCAGAAAACGACAGCAUCAUUGGCGUCCCUCACAUGCUAUCGCCUAGCAACCCUGUCUCCACUGAGAACCUGCUUCUUGAAGAGGAUGGGCACCUGGUACCAUUCUGUCAACCGGUGCCACCUCAGACCCAGCCAAGGCAGGAGCCCCAAGGGCAGGAACAUCAGGUGGAUUCCUGCUCAAUGGAGAAGAAUGGAGGCCAGAAUAGUGGAGGAAGUGUCCAGGGAACUCUCAGUGUACCUGGACUUGGUAACCUGGAACUUCCAUCUUAUGAGGAAGCUAAGACCCAAUCACAGCUUUUUAGAGGUCAACACAGUCAGAAUGACCAGCAGAUAACUUCUCAAAGUUUGGGUUAUACACAUGCAAGUCUACAAAACUCUAACCAGACUGUCCAGAACAAUGCACAUCUAAGCCAGAACCUCCAGAGCCAAGCUAGCCUCAAGACAAACCAGCAGAACCUCAUAAGUCAACAUCAGGGUCCACAAACCCAACAGCAACAAUACUACAAUCCAACUAGCACCAGUUCCUGUCCUCCUUCUCUCUCUUCUGCUCCGUCACUCUCCUCUCCUCCUUCCCUUUCUUCUUCUUCUUCCUGUCUCUCAGCUGUACCAAUGAAGGCUCGUGUGGAAGGCCGGGCUUGGGUCCAGCGAGGUUUUAUAGGGGUUACCCCUCCACGAGAUGAAGGUUUGGCUGAACUGAAGGAGGGACACGUUCGCUCCCUUAGUGAACGUAUCAUGCAGCUCAGUCUGGAGCGCAAUGGCGCCAAGCAAAGCAGGGGUCCAUCUUCACCGAGCCCAAAAGAAACCUCAGAAAGACCUGAAAACUCACCUUCUCCGAUCAGCAAAAGCAGCAAAACUACAGCCCCACCUCCGCCACCACCUUUACCUUCUAUCAAAACUUCUCUGGACCAUCGAGGUCCACCUCCGGAGUACCCUUUUAAACUUAGAACUCAGUCAGUGUACCCAUCCAGUAUAAGUCCUGGUCCACAAUCACUAGAGCUUUCAAAUGAACCUUCCCUUACCUCCAGUCUAAUUCCACACCAAGUGGCUCUACCCCAGUACCAGCCUCAAUCUCCGAUCCAGCUCCAGAGCCAUCCUGGACAGCUUGUACCUGGAGAUACAUUUGCGAUGGUCAGCCAAGCUCAGCAGAUGCUGGCAGUCCUCAGUGAAGAAAACCAGAGACUCAGACAGGAGGUACUGACCCAAUCCGAGAAAGCCAGCAAGCUGCAACGGCUGGAGGCUGAAGUGGGUCGUCUCUCGGAUGCAUAUGAGAGUCUGGUGAAGAGCUCCUCAAAACGGGAGUCCCUGGACAAGACCAUGCGGCUCAGACUGGAGGGGGAGAUCAGACGCCUGCAUGACUUCAACCGGGAUCUGAGAGACCGCUUGGAAACAGCUAAUCGACAACUGGCCAAUCAGGAGGCAGAGGGGCAAGAGGACAGCCGGCUUUAUCUAAACGAGAGAAGGGAAAGUAUAAAAGAGAUGGAGCGGUUGGAGAUGGAGGCGGAUACCCUUCGCUCAGCCAGCGAGGAUCAGCGGCGUCAUAUUGAGAUUCUGGAACAGGCUCUAAAUAAUGCCCAGAGCAAAGUGGUCAGACUGGAGGAGGAGUUGGGGAAGAAGCAGGUAUAUGUGGAGCGAGUGGAACGGCUGCAGUUGGCUCUGGGCCAGCUCCAGGCCGCCUGUGAGAAGCGAGAACAGCUAGAGAAACGCCUCAGAACCCGAUUGGAGAGGGAACUAGAGGCACUGAGAUCACAACAGCGUGCUGGUGUGGGAAUGGCCCUUCCUGCAGCGUGUGAGUCAAGCGCCCCAGCGCUGCUGGACCUGCUGAGGGAGAGAGAGGAGAGAAUUCUGGGACUGGAGGCUGAUAUGAUGCGCUGGGAGCAGAAGUAUUUAGAGGAGAGUGCCAUGAGACAGUUUGCUAUGGAGGCAGCAGCUACAGCUGCAGCACAGAGGGACACAACCAUUAUCCAGCAUUCUCGCAGUGGCAGUUACAGUGAUGGUUGUCUAUGGCAACAUGAAGGAGAUGAUAAAACACACAGCCGCCGGUGUCAGGACAUCGAGACCAGGAUGAAAGAUCUGCAUGCUCAGCUUUUAGAGAAGGAUGCAAUGAUUAAAGUCCUGCAACAGCGUUCCCGCAGAGACUCCGCCCCCUUACGCCCCGCCCGCUCUACACCCUCCAUCGCCAUAGCAACAGGCCUCCAUUCCCGCCAAACAUCACGCACAGAGAGAGGAGAACUGCAGAGCUGGAAGGGGAGCGCUAGUGUGCUGCUGGGGAAAGAAAGCAUGGAGCAUCUUCCUCCCGCCGUCCCUUCUUUCUCUGCCUCCCUUUCAUCUCUGCCUCCCUCCCUCUCUUCAUCCCUCGCUCCCUCUCUCUCAUCUUCCCUCCCGCCUUCUCUCUCCUCCUCCCUCGCUCCCUCGUUCCCUCUGCCCUCGUCCUCCACUCUCCCUCUCUUGUCCUGCUCUCUCCCUCUCUCAUCUUCCUCUGCCACUCUUCCCCUCCCCUCUACCCUCCCUCCGCUGCCACCUCCGCUCUCCUCCUCUCUGCCCUCCACUCCUCUGCUCUCCCUCCAUUCUAAAUCAGCCAGCAGAGACAGCAGCACCCAAAUGGGGCGGAACCCCGAAAUCCUCAGAACCACGCCCCCUACAGGCCGAGCUAAGUCAGGGAAGACAGAUUCUCUACCCACUCAGACAAAGCCUCCAGAGUAUCCAGCUGUACCAGCUUCGGGGCAGAAGAUCAGGCUGCCGGACUCUGACCUGGUGGAGAUUCUGAUCUAACAACAAAACCCAGAAAACCAAAACGUUGAAAGCAGAGAAAACAGAACUCUACACUGGAAGAGAGAGAGAGUGAUGCCCUGGCAUGGUCAUGCCAUUAAAACUGACUGAAUUUAAUUGGAUUAAGAGGGAGAGAGAAAGCGAGAGAGAGAUGGAAAGAGAAAAGGAGCCAGGCAGACCAAUUCAAAGUAAGAAACAGUAAGGUACCAUUACUAAUGAAAGAGACAGAGAGAAGAAGAGAUGGAAGUUGGCAGAAGGAUAAAUGAUGAGAAAGGAGUGAGAGUUGGUUUUAACGCAGAAUGAUAAAGGUGUGUGUACUUGAAGGGCAAAAAAGUAAGUGUAAGAGUCAGUCGAUCUUUUCUGAGAUUAAUAAUGUUUCAACCUUAGACGUCACCCUUUUAGAAUCCUCUCGUCUUCCGCUGCUGUUUCAGACAGUGACAUUUUUUAAUGGAUCUAUCCAUGCUCCGCCCACAGAUGCGUUCUUCUUGAAAAAUAAUAUUUUAUUCUGUAAUUUCCUAAAACUCUGGGCAAAUUUUACUCUCAACAGAGAGUAAUUAAAGCAGGUUUUGCCUCAGUAAUAAUGAACAGUUUCUUCUUCACACCACUCAGUUGGCUGUGCAGUCUCUGCUUUACCUAAGCCAGUCAUUCAUUGUGGAUUCGCUGUGGAUUCUGUAGUAAAUGUCUCAGCUUUUGAUGCGCUGCACGUAGCUAAAAGUUUAUGCUUACCACAGAUUCCAGAUGAUGCAGUUUCCAAAUAAGCACUAUGCCUGCAGUAAAAAUAAAUGGGGAUUUCUUUUCAGCUCAUCAAGUUCGGCUCAUCACAACAGACAAAAAUGAACAGGUGUUUUGAAACAGAAAGUCAAAGCAAACACUUAUUUUCUCCAAUUAAUGACACAUUUUGUUCAACUAAUGUGUUAUUUUCUCAGAAUUAUGACUUGUUUCUUGACUUAGUCACUAUUUUGACGUACUAUGUCAAAAUCUCAAGAAAAACGAAUGAUUAUUACAACCUAAUGAGUCACAGUUUUAACCAGAAUCAGAGAAGGAUAAAAAUCUUUUUUUCGCCUGCUUGGCUGAAACAGGCUUUCAUACAAAAACCACGUGGGACAAAGGUGUGGAUAUACUGCGCUGGUCAUGGUCACCACGAAAUUGCGCCUGUGUUUGUUUGCAUAAAAUCUCUUAGUAGAUAACCCACGGAAUUGGCCUCCCCCACAAGCGCAAAGUGUCGAUAUAUUGACGAUAAUCAGUAAAUUUGUAAAUCUGCCCCUAAAUGUUUAAAAGUUUGUAGACACCUGCUCAUCCAACACUUCUUCUGAAAUCAAGAAGAUUCUCUUCUCUUCUGGGAAGACUUUGCAGUAGAUAUUAGAACAUUGUUGUGAGUAUUUGGUUGCAUUCAUUCACAAGAGCAUUAGUGAGAUCAGAUACUGAUGUUGGAUGAUUACAGGCAGUUUUGGACAGAUCUAGGUCAGGUAUUGGAUGGAGCUCCAUUACUCUAGAGAAUGCUGUAGCUUCACAGACCAGUGCUGGGGGGCUUUAUAACCCUCUUGCCAACACUUGGCAUUGGUUAUUGUUAUCUUAGGCUCGUGUGCAGCUGCUCCAGAGCAUCCCAUUCGGUUGACAGUGCUUUUCUAUGGAGAUUUCACUAAGUAGCUGAAUUCACUAUUUAGAAGGGGUUUGUGGGCGGAGCAUGAAUAGGUCAACUGAUUAAUGCCAAUUUUUGCCAAUUGUUUCUAAUGAAGCACUACAAGAUUAGGGUUCCACAGCAUCGUUGAACAUUUCAAAUAAGUGUUUAUGUUUGUGUUUAUGUUUUCGUGUUCAGCCUGAUUGAUUUCCAGUGUGCCUUGAGAUGUAUUAUUACUGUAAACUUAAACUGAUUACUGUAGUAGCCCUACAGUAUCAUAAUUUAUAUCACUUGUGCCUACCACCCUGUUUUGAAGAGAGCUUUCAACGGGUAAUUUUGCUCUUGUAAAAACAUAUUUGCAUAAGACGUUUUAAUUAGUAGGUUUGUGAUUGUGGUAAUGAUAAAUGAGGGUAUUGUCACUCUCGCUGCGUUCGUCUUAUCAAGCUGCGUUUUUGGUCUUUAAUUUGCUGCUUUUGUGUUUAGACCAUUCCAAGCAGUAGCGCUUUUGGAUGAAUAUUUUCUGUUCUUGCCAUUUAUAGCUUAUAUCUAAACUGUUAUUUUACAUUCAAGAGCUAAUCUGUAGCUUAGUUUUUUUGUGAUCUCAUGAAAGAUGUUUUGGUAUUUUGCAGUAAAUAAUUGUGCCUUAUCAAU
Colossoma macropomum (tambaqui) is the source of this 5452-nucleotide messenger RNA. It is a transcript of the gene amotl1, whose product is annotated as angiomotin like 1. The transcript is spliced from 12 exons. The coding region runs from base 166 to 3186 and encodes 1006 amino acids. Gene Ontology annotation, cellular component: bicellular tight junction; cytoplasmic vesicle; plasma membrane. The record is from RefSeq and is a predicted model, not a curated record. Gene Ontology annotation, biological process: angiogenesis; hippo signaling; establishment of cell polarity involved in ameboidal cell migration. Lineage: Eukaryota; Metazoa; Chordata; Actinopteri; Characiformes; Serrasalmidae.